Aspergillus ochraceoroseus IBT 24754 is the source of this 762-nucleotide messenger RNA. RefSeq names its product SDR family oxidoreductase. The transcript has 4 exons. NCBI's taxonomy places the organism in Eukaryota, Fungi, Ascomycota, Eurotiomycetes, Eurotiales, Aspergillaceae. Gene Ontology annotation, cellular component: intracellular anatomical structure. Gene Ontology annotation, molecular function: oxidoreductase activity, acting on NAD(P)H, oxygen as acceptor. The coding region runs from base 1 to 762 and encodes 253 amino acids. The record is from RefSeq and is a predicted model, not a curated record.
AUGUCGAGCAAAACGAUCAUCGUCACUGGCGCCUCAAGAGGAAUCGGUCUAGCCAUCGCAAAAUACCUCCUCACUGCACCACAAUCCCACAAUGUUGUCGUCAUUGCCCGCAGCGUUGAACCCCUCCAGAAACUCAAGGAGCAAUACAGCAGCCAAGUUGCCGUGCUGAAUGGCGAUCUAUCGGACUUUUCCCUCGGCCAGAAGGCUGUCGAUCUAGCCCUCAAGUCCUUUGGACGUCUAGAUGGAAUGGUCCUCAAUCAUGGUAUUCUAGGCCAAGUUGGCAAGGUUGCGCAGGCAGAUGUACAACAAUGGAAACAGGGGUUCGACGUGAACUUUUUCAGCCUGGUUGCUUUUGUUACUGCCGGCCUACCUGCCCUCCGUGAGUCCAAGGGAAAGAUAAUCUUCACUUCGUCCGGUGCGUCGGUGUCGGCCUACCGAGGUUGGGGCCUCUACGGGUCCACGAAAGCUGCGAUGAACCAUCUUGCUCUGAGCUUGGGAGAGGAAGAGCCUGAGGUCACCAGCAUAUCUAUUCGGCCGGGCAUGGUCGAUACGGAAAUGCAGCGUGAACUACGAGAAGAUCAUUCUACAACGCUGGAGCCCCAGGUCCAUGCCAAGUUCACUACUGUUCAUAAAGACGGAAAGCUUCUUAAGCCCGAGCAGCCGGGCCAUGUCAUGGCCAAGCUGGUGCUAGACGCCCCGAACUCAUUAACGGGAAAAUUUAUCUCAUGGAAUGAUCCGCUCCUCGAAGCCUUCCAGGCAUAA